CGGAUGAAGCAGUUCCCAUCUCCAAGGAUUGUGGCUACACAUCUUCAUUACAACAAUAUUCCCAAGUCCAUCUUCAAAAAUAAAGCCAAGGUACUGGUGUUAUUUCGAAACCCUAAAGAUGCAGCUGCAUCAUUUUUCCAUUUUCACAACAACGCUCCAAGUAUUCCAAGUUAUAACUCCUGGGAUGAGUUUUUUUCGGCAUUUAUGGAUGGGCAAGUUGCCUGGGGAUCCUAUUUUGACCAGGCAGUUACCUGGAACAAACACAUUGAUGAUGAAAAUGUUUUUAUUCUGACAUAUGAAGAAUUAAAAGAGGACCUGCUUGCUGGCGUGAAGCGAAUAGCCGAAUUCUUUGGGUUUGCAGCUACAGCAGAGCAAAUUAAGUCGAUUGCAAGCAGGGCUGCCUUCCAAGCAGUGCGGGCCAGGUCACAGGAGACGCAUGGUGUGGCUGGUCCCCUUCUCUUUCGGAAAGGUGUAGUAGGAGAUUGGAAGAGCCUUUUUGACGAAGCACAGAGCCAGGCAAUGGAAGCUAAAUUUGAGGAGUGUUUAGCAGGAACCAAGCUGGGAGCAAAGCUAACGUAUGAUGUGUACUGCGAAGCGUGA
Messenger RNA from Elgaria multicarinata webbii, 600 nucleotides. Its product is annotated as sulfotransferase 6B1-like. Gene Ontology annotation, biological process: sulfation. Gene Ontology annotation, cellular component: cytoplasm. Lineage: Eukaryota; Metazoa; Chordata; Lepidosauria; Squamata; Anguidae. Gene Ontology annotation, molecular function: sulfotransferase activity. The record is from RefSeq and is a predicted model, not a curated record.